AAUAUAGAUUCUACAGUCGCUAUUCGGCAGGUGAAGAAAAUUAAUUUCCACACGCUCAUAUUAUUAUAUACUCAUACGGUGCACGUAGGAAAUAGCCAACACUGACAACUGUUACUGGUCCACCGCCAACGCGCUUAUCUGUUGAAAGCAGCGCAUGCGCACUCCAGAAAAUAUUAUAUGACUGUUAUGUCUUGAUGGUUACUGUAGUUGUCUCCGCUAUCCAGUCGUUAUAAUAUCCACAUCAUAUGUCUUCUGUAGCAUUCAUCAUUCACCGCUGGCUGGAAGUGACGUCGUCGGUCGUAUCAUCUUUGCAAGCGUUUGAUAAAAUUGCAUACAUAUAAGUAGUCCUGCACAGCGGACGCGUGCGCGCUAUCGGAAAUCCCCUAAUUCUAUCCUUAUCACAACAAUAAUCAUUAUUAUGAUUAUCCACAGCUGUAGCGCCACGCACAGCUGAUAAUUACGCCGCUUGGCAGUUGGCACUGGCAGCCUUAACUAACGCUAUCCGCUACAGCGACCUUCCUCAUCCCGCGGACUCAUUUCCCUGCGAGUAAUCUGCUCCGCAGCUGCAUCCGCUGCACUGCGUUCCUCUUUUUUUCGACUGCACAAUUUAAUAUUGUCCACGGCAGCAUCAUGCUGGGAAUCAGCAAGCGAACCCUGGCGACGGUGUCGCAGAACUACACGGAUUUCAAGUGGCUGCUGCCCUUCGCCGUCAGCAUCCUCGUCUUCGUGCAGUUCGCCCGCGAGCACACCGAGAACUCGGUCCUAGCCUGCGUCAUCAAAGCGGCGCCCAUCGUCUCCCUGGCCGUCUUCACCUGGGUGCGCGGCGUCCGUCUCCCGCAGCGCCGCCAGACCGCGCUCUUCAUCUUCCUGGCGCUGUGCCUCAGCGCCCUCGGGGACGUCUUCAUCCAGCUGAAGGCCGCCGGCUACUUCCUGCACGGCAUGGCCGCCUUCGCCGCCUCCCAGUUCCUCUUCACCGUCGCCUUCGGCUUCCGGCCGCUGAACAUCUUCAUCCUGCUGCCGCUGCUCGGCGUCGGCGCCUCCUACUACUACCUCCUCUACCCGGCGCUCAAGGCCCACAAGGAGCCGGUCUUCGUCAGCGCCGUGCUGGGCUACCUCCUCCUCAUCACCGGCAUGAUCUGGCGCGCCUUCGCCAAGUACCACGCGGCGCGGAAGGCGGGGCGGGGGCGCAACGCCGACGCGGUGUGGCUGCUGGUGGGGAGUGUCGGGGCGUUGAGCUUUGUCGUCUCCGACUGCACGCUGGCCUGGUGGACCUUCGUCCGCGACUUCCCGCACGCCGACGCCAUCGUCAUGGGGACGUACUACCUGGCGCAGCUGUGCAUCACGCUGUCGGUGCUGCACGAGGGCGCGGUGGGCCCGGCGAAGGUCCCGAAUAAAGGGAAGUACGAGGAGGCCAAGAAGAAGGCCUCCCCGCCGCCGCCGAAGAAGGUCGCGUCGCCCCCUCCGGCGCCGAAAAAGGUCGACGAGGCCACCAACACCAAGAGCACCGGGAGUCCGGCGGCGCCGCGUUCCCCCAACGGUGGCAAGAAAAAACAUUACUAAAUUGUAUCCUUCCCUAUUAACACAAUUUAACAUUCGUUUUCUGGGUGAAUUUUUAUUUUUGUUACACGCUUCGAUGCUUUUCCCCUUUAUUUUCAAAUAAAAUACACACAAAAAAUCGGCACAGUGAUGUUCGAAUAAAAAAUGUUUUAACGCGACCGUUGUUCACG
Messenger RNA from Paramacrobiotus metropolitanus, 1727 nucleotides. RefSeq names its product lysoplasmalogenase-like. The transcript is spliced from 2 exons. Lineage: Eukaryota; Metazoa; Tardigrada; Eutardigrada; Parachela; Macrobiotidae. Bases 631 to 1560 code for a protein of 309 amino acids. Gene Ontology annotation, cellular component: membrane. The record is from RefSeq and is a predicted model, not a curated record.